AUCAGAUUCAACAACAAUAUGAAUUCCAGAAACGAAACACAUGUUUCAAAUUUCCUUCUCAUGGAAGUAACAGAGGAUCCGGAACUGCAGUCCCUCUUUUUCAGCCUGUUCCUGUCCAUGUAUGCAUUCACCGUCCUGGGGAACGUGCUCAUCAUCCUGGCUGUCAGCUCUGACUCCCAUCUGCACACCCCCAUGUAUUUCUUUCUUUCCAACCUGUCUAUUAAUGACAUCUGUUUAAGCACAACCACGAUCCCAAAGAUGCUGGUGAACAUCCAAACACAGAAUCAGAGCAUCAGUUAUCCAGGCUGCCUUACACAGGUCUGCUUUCUCCUGGUAUUUGCCAGUCUGGAAAGUUGUCUUCUUGCAGCAAUGGCCUAUGAUCGCUAUGUGGCCAUUUGUCACCCAUUGAGGUACACAGUCAUUAUGAACUCCCGCUUCUGUGCGCUGCUGAUUCUACUCCCUCUGGUUUUUAUCAUUAUGGAUGCCCUGCUCCACAGUCUGAUGGUGUUGCGACUGUUCUUCUGCACAGAUGUGAAAAUCCCCCUCUUCUUCUGUGAAGUUGUUCAGCUCAUCAAGCUUGCGUGUUCUGAUACCCUUAUCAAUAACAUCCUGAUGUAUUUUGCAACUAGUGUAUUUGGUGGUAUUCCUGUGUGUGGAAUCAUUUUCUCUUACAUUCAAAUAGCCUCCUCUGUUUUGAGAAUACCAUCAGCGGGUGGAAAGUAUAAAGCUUUUUCCACCUGUGGGUCUCACCUCUCAGUUAUGUCCUUAUUUUAUGGGACAGGCAUUGGAAAUAACAUUAGUUCUGCUCUCACAAACUCUUCUAGAAACACUGCAGUGGUUUCAAUGAUGUACACUCUUGUCCCUCAAAUGAUGAACCCUUUCAUCUAUAGCCUGAGGAACAGGGACAUGAAGGGAGCCUUGAGGAAACUCAUCAGUAGGACAGCUUCUCUUCAGUGA
Molecule: messenger RNA, 957 nt
Organism: Ceratotherium simum simum (southern white rhinoceros)
Lineage: Eukaryota; Metazoa; Chordata; Mammalia; Perissodactyla; Rhinocerotidae
Source: RefSeq, a predicted model, not a curated record